Molecule: messenger RNA, 940 nt
Organism: Gorilla gorilla gorilla (western lowland gorilla)
Lineage: Eukaryota; Metazoa; Chordata; Mammalia; Primates; Hominidae
Exons: 3
Coding region: 1-468 (155 amino acids)
Source: RefSeq, a predicted model, not a curated record
AUGCCUGCCCUGGAGGGGACCUGCGACCUGAACUCAGUUCUUUUUACGCUGAUGAAUGAAAGACUAAGGAACGCACCAGGGCGACUCUGCUCCCGUUACCCGGGCAACUGGAGGCCCGACCCGGAAGUCCAACUAGCUCACCUAGGCGCCGGCGUCCGCUUCCAAGAUGGCGGCUGCAGUGGGCGGGCCCAAGGCACGUGGAAACACCAAACAGCCCCAAAUGAACGCAAGUUAAAGGAACCGGCCAAAACUGCAGAGGGAGAGGCUGAAGGCUGUCGCGCCCGCCUAGCGUCCUUAAGCAAUCCAAGUCGUCAGUCUCCCGGGUCCGCCCCUUCCGCCGCGGGCGGCAGCUUCCGGCUCGCGCAUGCGCAGUGUUCGCGGACUCGCCGCCAACGCCCAAUACAGUCGGGGACGAGUCCAAGAGGCCCUUUGCCAAUUCCAACUGGAACAUCCAACAUCGGACACUAAUCCAGCCAACUGCCAUAACUACAGCUUUGAUUAGACAAGAGACUGAUUUCAACAACUUUCUCCUGAUAAGAAGAUCGUGGACUAUGGAAUGGACUGGUUCUGGUUUACAGAGGCUGUGUACUUGCGUGCCUUGAUGUCCUGAAAGACCUUUUGACAGAUAGGGCCUAAUGGUAAUACACUUAAAUGUCAAGUCACCAUCCCAAAGUGAAUAUACAUGAGUCAUAUGUUACAUGCAUGUUUCUUCAAUAUGCAUGUAUCAGGACCACCUUCAUGAAUAUUCACAGCUCCUCCUGUAAACUGUUGAAUGUGUAAGUUUAGCCAACCUGUCCAGUCUAAAGCUCCUGCCUCAAAGCCUCCCCCUUCAAAGUGCCCAUCUCUGUUUCUGCUGGAGUCAGCUCCCCAGCCUCCAGGAUGGCUACCUUGCAGGUUGUACCCCUUUAGAAGAAAUAAAGCCCCCAUCUCCUUUUCUUUU